UGACUGUCUCACCCGGAGCUACAUCACAAACGGAAAACACACACGCACAAUUCCGGUGCAAACAGAAAUUUCACAUCCAACCCAAUUCACACUAUUGCAUCCAAUUUUCCUCUCUGUCCCACACGCUCACGCGCAUUUCUCACGAUAAACACACAUUGCACACCUUCCGCCUCCGCCACCGCCGCCGCCACCACACCCCCAAAUUAUUGGAGAAUGUGUUGCUCUUACACACCCCCGUGAACUCCUCCAUCAUAACUCAUCAAAUUCAUACAGACUUCACGCCACCGUUCGAAUUCUUCUCAUUCUCAUCUUGCGGGAAUCUAGGGUUCCCCCAUCCCAAUCUCGAAUUUCAGCUCUUCACAUUCACACCAGGAAAUGAAGAGGACCGCAUACUACAAUGAUGUGCCUCAACAAGUGCAUGAUCCGUGGCCUAUCAAGAAAGCACUAACAUUCUCUGAUGUUGAUACCACUCAUCCUUUCCUGACAUUGUCCCGACAACAAGUUGAAUCCAAUAUUUUGAUGUACAUGACACCUCAACAGCAGGAAAGUCUGAGAGCUGAAAGUCAAGUGGGUUUUAAUGCUCAGGAUGAUGAUACUGGUGAAAUGUCAGUAAUGAAAUUAAAGUGGCGUGGGAGUUAUUAUAAUCUUAUUGGAAAAUGGGGAAAAGUUGUUCGUGGAAAGGGACUUGAAGUUGGGCAGGAAAUUAAGCUACGAUGGUUUAAUGGAUGCUUACAUUACUCAGUUCCGCAACAGCAAAUUGUUGCGGUACCACCAAUCAGAAUGGUUGCAGCUCCUCUAGUGCAGGACCACUGGCCUAUUAGAAAGGUACUCACAUCAUCAGAUGUGGACCCUCAUCAUCCUUUUCUUCCAUUGCCUCGUAAAUCUGUUGAAGAGCAUAUUCUUGUGCACUGGAGACCCCAGGAAAGGGAAAGAUUGAGAAAGGAUGAACAAGUAUCUAUAAAUGCUCGAGAUUAUGAUACGGGCGAGGCUCAUGGGAUGAAGUUGAAGUGGCGAGGUAAUUAUUAUCAUCUCCUUGGGAAAUGGGCUAAUAUAAUUAGGCAUAAAGGACUUGGUGUUGGAAAAGAAAUCAGACUACGGUGGGCAAAUAAUUGCUUGUUUUUCUCUGUUCCAGAAGAACAUAUUGUUGCUGCACCAUCUGGGCAUGAUGAUUGGCCUAUCAAGAAAACUCUCACAUUGUCGGAUGUGGAUACAAAUCAUCCAUUCCUUACUUUACCUGGCAAAGCUGUCGAGGAUCACAUUCUUUUCUACUGGACUCACCAAGCUCAAGACCAGUUGAGGAAUGAACACCAAGUUGGUGUCAAUGCUCGAGAUGAUGAUACUGGCGAUUUGUAUGUGAUGAAGUUAAAAUGGCGUGGAAGUUAUUACAAUCUGAUUGGUAAAUGGGGCAAAAUAAUCAGAGAGAAGAGGCUCGAUGUAGGGAGAGAGAUCAGGGUACGCUGGGAUAAUGGAUCCUUGGUUUUCUCAGUUCCUCAAUGACAGAGUUCUUUCCAUGUAGAUCUAAGUUGAAACUGUAACCCAUCUAGCGAUUCUCUCUAUAUAGUAUAUCAAUGGAGUGCAAUUUUUGGAGUGCC
Molecule: messenger RNA, 1592 nt
Organism: Salvia hispanica
Lineage: Eukaryota; Viridiplantae; Streptophyta; Magnoliopsida; Lamiales; Lamiaceae
Source: RefSeq, a predicted model, not a curated record